Molecule: messenger RNA, 4518 nt
Organism: Hypanus sabinus (Atlantic stingray)
Lineage: Eukaryota; Metazoa; Chordata; Chondrichthyes; Myliobatiformes; Dasyatidae
Gene: prmt9
Product: protein arginine methyltransferase 9
Exons: 12
Coding region: 145-2667 (840 amino acids)
Biological process (GO): peptidyl-arginine methylation
Molecular function (GO): protein binding; protein-arginine omega-N monomethyltransferase activity
Source: RefSeq, a predicted model, not a curated record
GAGAUGUUGGGUGGAGGGACUGGGAACUAUUCUACAGCACCACGUUUUCCCCGGCGCGGUAACUGUGCUGCGCUUCCGUAUUAGUGUCCCCCGGCCGAAAUCCGUGGGCUUCACUAUCAGCUCCUCGGACCGCUGUCUGUCCUCAUGUCGGCUCGCAGGUCUGGGCGACGUGCCGGCAGCCGAGGACGGGUGCGCCUGGUUUACCGCUCGUUGCAGAGCGCCCAGGAUUACCUGGAGAGCGGAGACUUCGGCACGGCGUUCGCCCACUACCUGUUGUUGCUGAACCUGGCGCCCGAGUUGAAGGAAAUCAUCAAGGAAUCUUUUCAAAAUACCCUGUUUAAGUGGGCAGAAGAACUCAAUUCCUUAAGUCGAAUACAGGAUAUAUUUGACUGCUAUGAGCAGGCCUUGGAGCUCUAUCCCAAUAAUGAGGUGAUAUGGAACAGUAUGGGGGAACAUUUAUUUAGCAUGGGAUUCCGAGAUGAAGCAGCUGGCUAUUUCCACAAAGCCAUUAAACUCAAUCCUGACUGUGCAGAUGCAAGGGAGAAUUUUUAUCGUGUUGCUAAUUGGUUGGUGGAGCGGUGGCAUUUUUUAAUGCUAAAUGAUAAAAAGAGGAAUGUUGCCUAUCAGAGAGCGAUCCAGAAAGCAGUACAAUCUGGCUGCACAUCUGUGCUGGAUGUUGGAACAGGAACUGGCAUCCUAAGUAUGUUUGCAAAAAAGGCUGGAGCCUGUCAAGUAUAUGCUUGUGAGCUGUCCAAGACAAUGUAUGAACUUGCCUGUGAAGUGGUCGCUUCGAACCAAAUGGCAGGAGAGAUAAAGAUUCUGCACAUGAAAUCAUUGGAUAUGGAAAUCCCGAAAGAUCUGUCCAGCAGGGUGUCGCUUGUUGUCACGGAGACUGUGGAUGCUGGACUGUUUGGUGAAGGAAUCGUGGAGAGUUUGAUACAUGCAUGGAAAUACCUUCUUCUGCCACCAAUGCCAGCAGGGCAGGAAGGUCCUACAGAAGGAUUUGGUCGUGUUAUCCCAUUGCAUGCUGUUGUAUUUGGCAUGGCAGUGGAGUGUCAAGAAAUCCGCAGACAUCACAGAGUUUGCUUCAAUGAGAUUGGUGGGUUGCAGAUGAAUGAUACAAUAACAUGGUACAGCCCAGUCAGCAGUGAGCUUUGUAAUGGUGAUGCUGCUGAACCUUACACCACUGAACGAAUGAGGCGAGUACCAGGUGGAUACAGCCCUCUGACUGAUCAUUUCCAGGCCAUGACAAUUGACUUCAACUGUCCACAGGACUUGGAAGAACUUACAAAUAGGAAACCUUGUCGACUUUAUCUGCCAGUAGUUAAGGAGGGUGUGCUGGAUGCUAUCGUUGCUUGGUUUGUUCUGCAGUUAGAUGAUGAAACCAGUCUUUCCACUGGCCCUGAUGAAGAAACCUGUUGGGAACAGGCUGUAUAUCCUGUGCAGGGUGCACUCGGCCAGAUAGUGAAAUAUGGUGAUACUCUAGUAGUUGACGUUUCCUGCAAGAAUUCAUACCUGGUUUUUCACAGUAUUGCUGUAUUGAGACAUGAAAACAAGACCACAAUUGAAAUGAACACAUUGAGUGAUCAGCCAAGUAGCCAUCUUGCCUGUGAAACUGAACUGUGUAAUGCUUUGGCCAAUCUUCAGACUACGAGUGACUCUGGAAUGACCCUCCAUUGUAUGCUUGAAUCGUCAGAAAUAGCUCGUCUCAAUAACACUCAAUAUAAUGACUGUUUCAAAUCGGCUCUAAACAGUGUAUUAUCUUCAUUAACACCAGUGGACAGCGGAACCUGUUUCUCACAGAGAGUGGAUGACAUGAAUUGUGAAAACACAGACUUCCAUAGUUCUUCAGUCCCAACCUUUGACACUUUGUACCUGUUAGAUGUAUCAGAGGGCUUUUCAAUUUUGCCACUGAUUGCUGCUAAGUUGGCACCCAUUAAAGUUUUUAGUUCCUUAGAGAAAGCACAGCAGCAGGCUACAUUGAGUAUUCUAGCAGAAUCCAACAACAUUUCCAAAGAUCUGUUAGAGUUUUGGCAUAAUUAUCUGGACGAUGACUCGACACUUUUGCAAAGGCCUCAGUCAGGCAAGCUCUGGAGUGUGAUUAUUUUGGAUGCUAUAGAGACAUGUGGACUUAUACGACAAGGCCUGGUAGAGAAAGCAGUCCUUGCUAGGUGCUUGCUUCGACCUGAGGGAAGGUUGCUGCCUCAGUGUAUUACAAUAUAUGGAAUACUCAUCGAGUCUGACACUUUACAGCAAGAAAGUGCUGUUCAGGGAAAAGAACCCACAUUAGGUUUCAAUAUUGCACCCUUCAUCAACCAAUUCAAGGUACCUAUCCAUGUAUUCUUGCAUUUAUCCACUUUACCUCAUGUUCAACUCAGUGAACCAGUGGAACUAUUAAAGCUGAAUCUCCUGGACCUUGUCACUGAUGACCUAUGCAGUGAGAUCAGGGUGCAAGUGCACUCCUCUGGAAGUCUAACUGCUGUUCCGUUUUGGUAUGAAAUUCACCUGGACAUGGACAUCAGUCUGAGUACAUGGAGUGAAUCUUCUCAUUGGAAGCAGGCUGCUUUUGUUCUAGACAAUCCAAUACAAGUUAACAGGGGAGAUGAACUUCUGUUAAAAGUUCGUUAUCACAAGAGUAAUAUCUCAAUAACUGUAAUCCAUGUGUAGCAGUAAUUACUCAGGAUUAAAAAUUGAUAUUAAUAGAACUCGCCUGUUCACAGCUCAAAUUAUAGCAAAGUUCCCCAAAGCAGUGAAGUAAAAUGGAUCUGUUCCAUUCCAAAUUACAAGAACCAUCAAACAGGACUAUUAAUUUCCCAUUGGAAAGAUAUUCCCAAUGUUCUGCCAUCGAACUGAACUGCCAAAGAUAUGAACAGAUAUUUUCAUGGAUAAUUGCAUGAUUUAUAGACUUGUAUGCAUUUGCCAUUAUUUCUAUGGCUUUCUAAUUUAAAUUGUUCACAGAUUGGUCAGUUUUAAUAAUGUAUAUAAAGACACUGUACUUGGAAGAAGAUUGUUCUUUAAUCAUUUGUUGAAAAUGAAAUUUGGGUGGGGAUGGGAAGAAGAGAAAUAGUCUACUUAUUGAAGUAGACUGAAAUAGUCCAAAGGCCACUUCCUGCUGUUUUUACAGUGCCUAUAAAAAAUAUUCACCCUACUUAGAAAUUUUCAUGUUUCAUUGUUUUACAAUAUUGAAUCAAGAUUUAAUUUGGCUUUCUUUGACACUGAUCAACAGAAAAAAGACUCCGUGUCAAAGUGAAAACAGAUCUCUUUCAAGUGAUCUAAAUUAAUUACAAAUAUAAAACACUAAAUAAUUCAUUGCUUAUGUAUUCACCCCCUUCAAGUCAGUAUUUAGCAGAAGCACCUCUGGCAGCAAUUACAGCCUUGAGUCUGUGUGGAUGGGUCUCUAUCAGCUUUGCACAUCUGGACACUGUAAUUUUUCACCCAUCUUCUUUACAAAACUGCUCAAGCUCUGUCAGAUUGUAUGGAGAUCAUGAAUGAAUUGCCUCUUUUUAAAUCCAGCCACAAAUUGUCAAUUGGAUUGAGGUCUGGACUAUGACUUGGUCACCGCAGGACAUUAACUUUUGUUGUUUUUAAGCCAUUCCUUUAGCUUUUUGCUUGGGGUCAUUGUCUUGCUGGGAAACAAGUCUCCCAAGUUAUGGUUCACUUGCAGACUGCGUCAGGUUCUCCUCCAGGAUUUCCUUGUAUUUUGCUGCAUUCAUUUUACCCUCUAUCUUUACAAGCCUUUCAAGGCCCGCUGCAGUGAAGCAUUCCCACAGCAUGAUGCAGCCACCAACCUGCUUCACGGUAGGGAUGGUGUGUUUUUGAUGAUGUGUGAUAUUUGGCUUAUGCCAAACAGAGCAUUUAGUCUGAUGGCCAAAAAGCUCAAUUUUGGUUUCAUCAGACCAUAGAACCACCUUCUAGCUGACAUCAGAGACUCCCACAUACCUUCUGGCAAACUGGCUGAGAUUUCAUGAGUUUUUUUCAACAGUGGCUUUCUCUUUGUCUCUUUCCUGUAAAGCUGUAUCUGGUGAAGCACCUGGGCAACAGUUGUAUGUGCAAUCUCUUCCAUCUCAGCCACUGAAGCUUGUAACUCCUUCAGAGCUGUCAUAGGUCUCUUGGUGACCUCCCUCACUAGUCCCUUUCUUGCAUGGUCACUCAGUUAUUGAGGACGGCCUGCUCUAGGCAGAUUUACAGCUGUGCCAUAUUCUUUCCACUUCUUGAUGAUUGACUUAACUAUACUCCCAAGAGAUAUUCAGGGACCUGGAAAUUUUCUUGUACGUAUCCAUCUCCUGACUUGUACCUUUCAAUAAUCAUUUUGCAGAGUUGCUUGGAAUGUUCUUUUGUCUUCAUUGUGUAGUUUUUGCCAGGAUACUGACUCACCAGCAGUUGGACCUUCCAGAUACAGGUGUAUUUUUACUAUGAUCACUAUGAUACACCUUGACUGCACACAGGUCUCCAAAAAUAGAUUUCUAUUUAACUAAUUAUGUGACCUCUAAAACCAACUGGCUGCACCAGUGAUGAUUU